Messenger RNA from Neltuma alba, 1789 nucleotides. Its product is annotated as probable tRNA N6-adenosine threonylcarbamoyltransferase. NCBI's taxonomy places the organism in Eukaryota, Viridiplantae, Streptophyta, Magnoliopsida, Fabales, Fabaceae. The record is from RefSeq and is a predicted model, not a curated record. The transcript has 5 exons. The coding region runs from base 357 to 1415 and encodes 352 amino acids. Gene Ontology annotation, cellular component: EKC/KEOPS complex; cytoplasm. Gene Ontology annotation, biological process: tRNA threonylcarbamoyladenosine modification.
CGACUAGUAUGCCCAUGAUAUAUUUUUAAAUUCCCUAAUUACCCUCCUUCGUGCCGGGAGGAAAUAGAGGAAAUAGGCCUCGUCCUCCUCGCUUGCCUGCCAUCGUCUUCAAUUCACUCGCUCGCUCUUUUGACGGCCAUCACACGCACCUCCACCGUUCACUCCUCUGUCUUUCAGUUCACUUGCUCCGUACGCUUUUUUCUUUGAGCCUCCUUCUAUUUUUUCCUUGCUCGUCAUUCAAGUUCGAAUUCAAACCUCUUGCAACUUGGUUUAUCUGGUGUUUUCCCCUCUGCUUAGUUUAUCAGACUCGGCGCAUUUUUGAUAAGAGCAUCAUCUUAGUCUCGAGUAGAAGAGAAAUGAAGACAAUGAUAGCAAUAGGGUUUGAGGGUUCAGCCAACAAAAUUGGUGUUGGCAUUGUGACUUUAGAUGGCAUAAUUCUUUCAAACCCUCGCCACACUUACAUUACUCCUCCUGGACAAGGGUUUCUUCCGAGAGAGACUGCCCAGCACCAUCUCCAACACAUUCUUCCCCUAGUUAAAUCUGCUUUGAAAACAGCACAAAUUACUCCAGAUGAGAUUGAUUGCAUCUGUUAUACCAAGGGUCCUGGCAUGGGAGCACCAUUACAAGUGGCAGCUGUUGUUGUUCGUGUUCUUUCACUGCUUUGGAAGAAGCCAAUUGUUGCAGUGAAUCAUUGUGUCGCACAUAUUGAAAUGGGAAGGGUUGUAACAGGCGCUGAUGAUCCUGUUGUUUUGUACGUAAGUGGUGGGAACACUCAGGUCAUUGCUUACAGUGAGGGACGUUACAGAAUUUUUGGGGAGACCAUUGAUAUCGCUGUAGGAAAUUGCUUGGACCGGUUUGCCAGGGUUUUAACACUUUCCAAUGAUCCAAGCCCUGGAUACAACAUUGAGCAGCUUGCGAAGAAAGGGGAGAAAUUUAUAGACAUUCCUUAUGUUGUUAAAGGAAUGGACGUGUCUUUUAGUGGAAUAUUAAGCUAUAUUGAAGCAACUGCUGAAGAAAAGCUAAAGAACAACGAGUGCACCCCUGCAGAUUUGUGCUACUCUCUGCAGGAGACAUUGUUUGCAAUGCUUGUGGAGAUAACUGAGCGCGCUAUGGCUCAUUGUGAUAAGAAAGAUGUUCUCAUAGUUGGUGGCGUAGGUUGCAAUGAGCGUUUGCAAGAGAUGAUGAGAACAAUGUGUGCUGAACGGGGUGGAAAGUUAUUUGCCACUGACGAUAGAUAUUGCAUUGACAAUGGUGCAAUGAUAGCAUAUACUGGCCUUCUUGCUUUUGCUAAUGGCACAUCAACUUCACUUGAAGAAUCUACAUUUACCCAGCGUUUUCGGACAGAUGAAGUGAAAGCAAUAUGGAGAGAAGCUAAUUUGGGAAGACAGAAUGGGCUUGCAGAUCAAAAUGUUUGACUUUCUGAUUCCGAUUUUGAGGUUGGUCUUUUUAUCGUCUAAAUAUUCUGUUGUAAUGAAGAUAAAUUGGUGGAAUGGAACCUGACGUUCUUCGUGAUAUAUACAAAUCUGCAUCUGCCAAGCCGAAGGUUAAUCUUCAAGGACCUUGAAAUUUUAUUAUUGUAAACAUUAUGUAUAAAAUUGUUUGACCAUGGGUGGCCUUUUGGGUAUUGAACCUUGUAUCGAGAUUCCAUGUAUGUCCCUAUGGUGUCCUUCUUUCUACUGCCCCCCCAUCUCUAGGAGUCCAAGUUAUGCAUGCCUGACUGGAGUUUAUUUGCAUGCCUGUUAUUGAACAAUGUUAAUUAGGUAGUUUAUUCCUCAGAUUAUUCUCAUUA